Molecule: messenger RNA, 800 nt
Organism: Owenia fusiformis
Lineage: Eukaryota; Metazoa; Annelida; Polychaeta; Sabellida; Oweniidae
Source: the annotation of a GenBank genome assembly
AUGAAACAGGGAAAUUUUACAGAUAGGACAUUAUCAUUCUUAUAUGAUGGAGAUCCUAUAGAGUUUUCUGCCACCUCAGAAGUCUUGAAUAAAACCUGGAAAUUAUUCAGAGUCAGAUCGAGAUCGGAAAUUGUUAAAAAGGGAAGAGACUUUGUCAAGUACCUCAAAGAGUUUGGAAUUGAUUUGAACAGUUUGACAGAUGAGCAGUUGUACCAAGGUCAACCUGUAGAUUUGGGAGAUUAUACGUGCUUCGCGUUUACCUUUAAAUUUAAACUUAGAGCAUUGACGGAAACAAUGCCAUACCGUCGUGUGAAAUAUUACAAGAACACCUAUCUUAGAGAAAUUGGAUUUAUGGCAAAAGCCAAAAGACCCAUCACAUUAAAAGGAAAAUGGAAUGGAACAAUUCAAAAAGAUGAAGGCCUUUAUCUAAUCAAUUACUUCAUACCUAACAGUGAAUGUGGCUUCGUGGAAGAGCCGGAUAUCAUAGAAGGACGAGCAUUGUGGCCAUAUUACGCUGGGAAUGGGUUUUCCCACUUUGGAAUGGAAGUAUUUUCCAACAAAUAUGGGCGUGGGACACUGAUGGGUGUAGAUACACACGCGUCAUCAUUCACUUCAACAGUAACAAUAUUGUUUACUGGUUAGAUACAAUAUACAGAUUUACGUGGUGAAAAAAUAACUAGAUAGCGAAAGCAUAAUCAUUUUAAAAUGUAAUUUGAAAGAUAUGAAUACAUAUAUUAACUCUCUGUCCGAAUCCCGGGUCAGAAUAAGUCUAAAAAUAUCUAGUUGUCAUGAGUUAAUGC